UCCGGCCAUGCUGGGAGAUGAGUGGCGAUUUUCGUGCAAUGCCACGGGUUUUCGGGGCUUGCUGGGCCCAGGAAUGCUAUCGGCUAUAGAUGGAUAGCCAGUACGAUGGCUAAUAUACACAAAGGACCUGUAAGGGUUGGAUUCUACGAUAUAGAGCGGACUAUAGGCAAGGGGAACUUUGCGGUUGUCAAACUUGGAAAACACAGGAUUACAAAAUCUGAGGUGGCAAUAAAAAUAAUUGACAAGACACAACUGGAUAGCUCAAAUUUACAGAAAAUCUAUCGAGAAGUCCACAUUUUGAAAAUGCUGAACCAUCCAAAUAUCAUUAAGCUUUAUCAGGUGAUGGAGACAAAGAACAUGCUGUACCUAGUCUCAGAGUAUGCACCUAACGGGGAAAUAUUUGACCACAUAGCACAGUAUGGGCGCAUGCCGGAGAGGGACGCCCGUAAAAAAUUCUGGCAGAUUUUAUCUGCCGUUGAGUACUGCCAUGAACGACAUAUAGUGCAUCGAGAUUUAAAAGCCGAAAAUCUUCUACUUGAUGCCAAUCAACACAUCAAAAUAGCGGAUUUCGGGUUUGGUAACUUUUUUACUCCCGGCCAGCAUUUAGCCACUUGGUGUGGCAGCCCGCCCUAUGCUGCACCUGAAGUCUUUGAGGGGAAAAAAUACUUAGGACCUCAGGUUGACAUUUGGAGUCUUGGUGUUGUACUAUAUGUUCUUGUAUGUGGUGCUCUUCCCUUUGAUGGACACAACCUCCAAACACUCAGGGACCGUGUAUUAUCGGGAAGGUUCAGAAUUCCCUACUUCAUGUCAACAGAGUGUGAACACCUUGUCCGCAAAAUGCUCGUCCUCGACGCUGCCAAACGCUACACGUUGCCACAAAUCAAACAACAUAAAUGGAUGCUAUUGGACGGCUUGCCGAAGCAGACGCCCCCUGUCAGUCCGCUGCUCGGCUACAAUAUCGCAAUCGGCGAAUAUAACGAACAAAUACUUCGCCUCAUGCAGAGUCUGGGUAUUGACCAACAGAAGACAGUGGAGGCGCUACGACAGGAUGCCUAUAACCACUUCACUGCCAUUUACUACCUCCUACUAGAGAGGUUGAAGUCCCAUCGAAGUAGCUUCCCGGUCGAUCAGCAGCAAGUUGAUUCACGGCGGCGCCGACCCAGCUCUAUCGCCGAACAGGCUUUGAAAAACCAUGCCGCCGGCAACCAAGGGCGGCCUGCACUUGCUCACGUUAAAGAAGGACCAUUUAGUCAAACAACAGACUGCAUAACUCCGCCCAUCCCGAAUUAUAAUAAUCCACAAGAUCUUUGUGAUAUUGACAUUGUUCCAAUGCACGACGUUGUGAGCUUUCUACCGGAAACGGCGCCGUACACCGGGCGGGAGCGCCCGCCGAUGGCGCCUGGUCACAUGAUCACGACAUCUAUCGAUGAAGGUGUCGAAUGUGAUCUUUCACAGGAGGACUUUAACAGUAACGUGGAUCUGAACUUUACGGGUUUGCCGCGGCGGCAUACGUUUUCAGAAACUUCCACGUUACCGAAUGUGAAUCCGUAUUAUACUCUUAACGAACUUCCACACGCCAUGACGAUGAGUACCAUCAGCUCAAGUGAGAGUGGCUACUCAUUAGUUUCAUAUUCUCCGUUUCAAAGUAUUGACUCGAAUUUCGACUCUGAUUUAUUAUCGAGUACGUCUUCUUGUUGUCCUCAAACGGGCCUGACUGUGUGUCAGCAGCAGGUCCAGGACUUUGUGUCGAAUCAUAAUCAGGAUUGCGCACUCCAGCAGACGCUAUCGACGAUGAUGACGCCGCAGGGCAGCGGGUUAAAUGACGAUGGUUCAAACCAACACCGCCAAGCGCACUCCCCGGUGAAUUUCCGCGAGGGUAGGCGGGCCUCGGACGGUAGCGUCACGCAGGAGUUAAUUGCGUUUCGGCAGAAGUUACAAGAGAACAUGAAAGUUCCGGGCAUGAUUGAGUUGCGCACAAACAUUCCUGUUGCUGUGAAUCAUGUCAGCGAGAUGCUGAUCGAUAAUAGUUUAAAUGAGCCCUUGUCAUUGGCAGCGGAUGCCAGCAUGUCCUGUCAGUUCCCUAGUCAAGACCAGCACGCCCUUCAACAGGCCACGGGCCGAACGAAACGUUUGAGUUUUCCGUUAGACAAUGUUCCACCGCAUUUAUAUCAGUCGAUAGGUGAGCCACAAUCACAAUCAGAAUGGACAAAUGAUAAUCAAAAUCCUAUUUUCGGGUUGAACUCGUGUGAAUAUGAAAAUAAGCCAUUGCAACAAAAAUUGCUUCAGCAUCGUCUGCAGCAAAAACGACAGUAUUUGCAAAAACAGAUUCAGCUCCAGCAGCAGUUUCAGCGGAUGCAUCUGGAAUCGUCCCAGCGGGAAUUGAUCAAGCAGCAGUCGUUGCAGCAGUUGAUUGGUUCAUCGCAGACGCAGCCGAUGGUUACGCAGGCUUCUUUACAACAACAACCGAUUGUGUCGCAAACGUCAGGUGCCUCGCAACAACAGGUUGUUUCACUGCAGCAAAUGGGAACACAGCAACAAGUGUUGCCUGGGCAACAACAGAUGGUCACACAACAACAAAUGAUAGCCGGGCAACAACAGAUGGGAACACAACAACAAAUGUUACCCGGGCAACAACAGAUGGGAACACAACAACAAAUGUUACCCGGGCAACAACAGAUGGGAACACAACAACAAAUGUUACCCGGGCAACAACAGAUGGGAACACAACAACAAAUGUUACCCGGGCAACAACAGAUGGGAACACAACAACAAAUGUUACCCGGGCAACAGCAGAUGGGAACACAACAACAAAUGUUACCCGGGCAACAACAGAUGGGAACACAACAACAAAUGCUAGCUGGGCAACAACAUAUGGGAACACAACAACAAAUGCUAGCUGGCCAACAACAGAUGGGAACACAACAACAAAUGUUACCGGGGCAACAACAUAUGGGAACACAACAACAAAUGCUAGCUGGCCAACAACAGAUGGGAACACAACAACAAAUGUUACCCGGGCAACAACAGAUGGGAACACAACAACAGAUGGGCCAACAAUUUCAUCAACAAAUGUGUCCUCAGCAAAAUCUACCGCAACAUAUUUUAUCGCAACAGCAACAAACUUUAGGUCAGUUGCCAGGUCAACCAAUUCUUUUAAAUUCUGCUGGCUCCCCUGCCCGUCUUCAAGUAGUUGGUCAGCAAUUGCAGAAGCAACAGUCUCUAGUCAAUGUGCUUCCGCCGUCGGGACAAUUUAUUCAACCUCGGGUGCCGGUUCCUGCACAAGGAUCAAUGCUGCAACAGGGUAUGCGCCCGAUGGUGCCCCCUGGGCAAGCAGGGCAAGGGUCGCCCCCACUUGGGCGCCAGUCACCGAAACUAGCCAUACAGGGUCAAGGUCGCAUAUCUCCCCAGCUAUCGCCGCAGCAAAAACGUGUGCCAUUUCCGCAACGACGACAGAUUGUUCGCCAAUCGUCGUACAAGCUUGCGCAGCAGCAGACGGUCAUGCCCCCUAUACCCGGCGAAGAUCGUAUGAUAUCUUGGCCGCAUCGGUCUUCACCGGACUUAAUACAGCAUUUACCGACCACGAAUGAAAAUGACGAUGAUUGCGAGGAGAAUAUGGACACAGCGUGAUGACUUUUGCACAUUUUAGCAGAAUUCAUUGCGGAUUUUAUUCAACUGAUCUGUUGUGGGAUUUGGCGAUUUUACAUAUUUCAUCCACGUGUUCCUGGUGUGACCUCCUGAACUGCUCUUUGGGAGACAUUGACGUAGGAUAUUGGAGGAUUCAAAUGGGCAUCGUUCACAAUCUUAGGGCACAAUCUUCCCGAACUGGAAAUGUAUUUAAGUUCUAGUCCUUUUUUUUCCUCUAGCCUUCGAAUAAGAAUAUUGAUAAUAAUGUGAAUUUCUCCCCAAAAGUGAUAUUGGAAUUUUGUCGGACCGAGACAAUCGCAACAACUUCUUAAUAAUUUAUGACUUUCCAUUGUGUUAUUUAUUUAUUUAUUUCGCAGGAAGAUGUUGACUUAUCAAAUUGCGAUUGUCUGGGUUUUUCACAAACUCAACAGUUUAAAUUUUAAAAAAAAUAUAUUGACGUUCUGUUCCCUGAAUAUUUUUGUGGCCUAAAGGUGGCCAUAAUGGUCGAUUCAGAUCAAAUUUAAAUACUCGAGUUACACACACCUAACGUCCAGCCAGGGAAAUUUCAGGCCUUCUAUUCAAGCCACUAUUGCCAUUGACACUACUGGUCAAUUAAAAAAGAAACUAACCCCCGUCAUGGGCCUACCAAAAUGAACACAUACACUGGCUUAUUGCAGUGGACGUUAGGCGUGCGAAACUUGAGUAUAUUAAAGAAACUGUGAGACUGGAGUUUUGUCAUUCAUUGCAUGAGGCCUGAGAUUUUGUGCUACUAGUAUUUGAGUUUUUGGUUUCUACCAAAUUUCCGAAAAAAACCCUGUGAAAAUACAAUGCUCUGAAUAUGUGUUUACCUUUUUCACAUAUUACAUGUAUGUGUUUGAAGCAUCUUAGGAAGACUGAAUGAUCUUGUACUGUUUGUUAUGACAUGUAUUUUCUGUUAUAAGCUGUACAAUUCAUUAUAACCUGUACAUUCUGUUAUAACCUGUAUGAUUGAUUAUGACAGGCACUGUUAUAACAUGUACAGUCUGUCAUUACCAAGGCAGUCUGUUAUAACUUGUACAGUCUAUCAUAACAUGUAGGCUUACUGUCUAUUAUAACCUGUACAGUCUAUCAUAACAUGUAGGCUUACUGUCUGUUAUAACCUGUGCAGUCUAUCAUAACAUGUAGGUUUACUGUCUGUUAUAACCUGUGCUGUUGUUAUAACAUGUGCAGUUGUUAUAACAUGUGCAGUCUAUCAUAACUUAUAGGCUUACUGUCUGUUAUAACCUGUGCAGUCUGUUAUAACCUGUACAGUCUAUCAUAACAUGUAGGCUAAUGUCUGUUAUAAUCUGUAGGCUAACAGUACAUGUAUGUUAUAACCAAUAAGUCUGUUUAGCCUGUUGGCUAACAGUAUGUUGUAACCUGUACGGUCAGUUAUGACAUGUAGGCUUACAUCAUGUUAUAACAAGUUGGCCUAGAGCGUGUUAUAACCUGCAAAGUCUGGUAUAACAAGUAGGCUUGCAGUCUGUUAUAAUCUGUUCAGUCUUUUGUAACCAGUGCAGUCUUUUAUAACCUGUAGACUUACAAUAUGUUAUAACAUGUACAGUCCAUUCUAACAUGUAGGCUUACAGUCUUUCUGUUGUGUAAUCACUGUACAGUCUGUGAUAACAUGUACAAUCUAUUAUAACCUGUAUACUCAACACCUUUACAUUACUCUCUGUACUAUUUGUAAUGUCUGACAGCCUUUCCGACAAUCUUUUAUCUAACUGAUGGUUUAGUUUAGAAACUGUUAACUGUCUGUUGUGUCCCUAGUGGGGAGGGGGGGGGGGGGUAUUUUUGUAUUGUAAUAGUACAACUAGACUCAAAUCGAAGAAAAAUGUAUGUAAAUUAAAAAAACAAUCGACAACAAAGUAUGUACAUUUUUGAAGUCGCUAAUUUAAUUGUAUAAUUUUCCACCAGGUGCGCUGUUUGCAUAAAUUAUCCUGGUGCUAGUAGUAGUAGGGUGCUUCCCUUUAGGAGGGCUUGGUGUAAUUACUGUUAAGAAGGUGCGUAUCUGUGUUUUUGUGAUACAGUGUCGGUCCCGAGAGAUUUUCUUUUUGCCAGGUCAUCCAUUUUAUGCAUUUUUUACGUCAAGAAGGGACAGCAAGUGAAAAUCAGGAGUGUUCCAGUUUGCUAUUGGAAGGGAGGGUAUGUUUUGGACUAUCUCUCAUGGCGUGAACUACCUGGAGCCCCCCCCCCCCCAAAAGAAAUUGCCACCCAGGGAUUUGCGAUAGGUUGAUAACAAAAUGGAUGGCUCAUAUCUAGUCUUCUUUUUCCCGGUUGAUCUGCAGUAUAAUGCCAGUUACAGAUUUUGAAAACAUUUUUACAGUGGCUGACAAAUUGAUAGCUUUUAGCAAUUCAUAUGCUGACUUUUCUGCAGUCGCAAUGAAACAGGCCAAUGUAAUUCUUCAAAAGCCUACGCUGUUGUUAAAAUUUUGUAUUUUGAAUUUUAAAAUGUCCAAUUGCAAAAAUACAUGCCGUUGUGUAGACUGAUAUACAAAUACUAUAAAUACCAAGUUUAAACAAAUUUGAAUUUACGAUAACUGCACUACGGCAUUGUGUAUUAGUGGAUUUCUAUUUAACUGGACCACAAGUAUUUGCGAACAGCGUACCCCUUAAGGGAAAAUCGCUGGCUCACCACAGUUGAUGGUUGUACUUAGAAUUAAAGUUUUUUCAAUGAAUGCAAGAAUACUGAAUUCAGACACAAUGGUGGUUUAAUACUUGAAAACUUUUUAAAAGUUUGGUAAUCUGCCGUCACCUGGAUAUAACAAUGACGACGCGACUGGAGGCUGUGCGAUACAUUUCUGUUUCCAUGCUUGACUUAUCGUGCAUUGGUAAAGAGGAAUAUUUCUGGUCCUGUAGAAAAUGCUUGUGAAAAUAUCAAAGUGUACACUAUUGUGAAUUCUUCCAGACUAAAUUCUAAGUCUCUCUCCUUCACCUCGCUAAGUCCCUGCCACUUCACCUUGUAAAGUCUGCUCACCAAAAAUCAGUUGGAACUGUUUGAAUGUUAUCUAACAUUGACGGUACUGUCUGAAAAAGUAUGCUCUACGAUGAUAUUUACCGAAUGAUAAAAACUGUCUAGGUGUGAGAAAUGGCAGACACUCCCAAAUGAUAGUAAAUAUUUCCGAACAAAACGUGUCACUUUGACGUUAUUUUAUUGUCAUUAGAAUGUGACCUUUCAUUAAAAAGGUCAUGAUCAGACAUGUAGUAACAGCCAUUGAUUCACCAUCAAAAUCAUGUAUUGAUUAUUAUUGAUUAAUGAUUCUUUAGUGAUUGAUUGUACACGGAAUAUAGGUCAAAGUUUAAGAUGACGAAGCAUUUUAUGAUGACGACAUUUUUAACAAAUUGAAAAUUUUGAUUAGAUUCUUUUUCGCUAUUGCCUCACCAGUUGGCACUCAGAGCAGUGCCAAGACUGCCUCAUUUUGGCUUAGAACUCUAGCCUAUUUCACACAUGCUUCGCCCUUAGUCACCUCUUUGUCCUUCACGGGUUGACCUCAGGUGAACGCUGAAAUGACGACAGCCACUUGAUACCCCAGAGUGCCUCUGUGUAGACCUAUGGUAGUAACAGUUGUCAUGAAGCACUUUUGUACAGACCCUGAUCAGUGGAAAGCACUAUAUAAGGACUGACAUCGUGGGGCAGCGGUAGCCCAGUGGAAGAGAGUCGGCCUCAUAUUCAAGAGGUCGUGGGUUCGACUCCCGGCUGAGUCGCUGCUAAGUUCCCCGACUGGUCGAGUUCAAGUGAGCACCUUCUGGUUGCUCCUUGAAACCCCUGAUUGAUUUCUGUGGAGACUGGGGUAAUAAAAUGAUAUCCCAAAAGUGCUUUGAACAGGGAAACGUGGUAAAGCACUAUAUGAGAACUCAAUAUUAUCAUUAUUAAUAUUAUAUGAUUAGGCCCUUUCAGUCACAUCAGUACCUUUGAAUAAGGCUAGUCUGAGCAUGAUAAAAAGAACACUUCUGGCUAUCUAAAGUAAUAUCAACGGGCAAAGACUCACUCCUUAUGGGGAAUUAGCCCCCCAACAAAAAAUGAAAUGUCAGUCAUAAAAUUUGAAAUUGAUAAAAUUUGAAAUUGGAAAAAAAUUUACACAAAAAUGUCCAUGUCUUCAAAUACGUCGUCUUUACCUCUCAACCCCCCCCCCCCAUCAUUUCGUAAUCAGUAUCAUCAGAAAAGAAACCAUCUGUUUAUUAUUGAUAGUCUAUGGAUUCUGAUAGGCUAUAUUGAUUAACUGUAAUAACCUAGCAAAGAGCUAUCGGUAUGUUACAGAAAUGUUUCGCUUCAAACGGUUCGGGCAAGGCUGAAUGGUUCCAAAAUAAUUCCACUGACGUCAAGUACAACUGAUAUCGUGUUUUGAGUGCGAAUUUGAGGGUUGUUUUGUUAUUCAAAACACUCCUCGCAUCUUGCACUCUAUCAUUGUCCCCAAAGUACAUACUCUAGUUACUCCAAUCUAAGACCAGUUCGAAAUAUAUUCAAUUCUAAGGUAGAUAUCAUUCACAUGGACGUUCGCUGCCCUACAUCAUCUUGGAUUUAGACAGACAAUGGGUUAACAGCACCAAGUUCUUCGAUCGUCAUGACGUCAUUUACGGACUUGGCCUUGUUUCAAUUUUGUAGUGGGUAAUCAACCGGGCUUAUAUCAGUGAGACUAGAGUAUGCUUGCAUUGUGUCCAAAGGGUGUUAGCAAAUUUUGAAAAGAUCAUACCGUGUAUUCUAUUCUGCUUGUAAAUAUUUAAUGAUUACAUCUGAGAAUAACAAAAAAAAGAUGAAUCUUUUAUUGUUCUGCCUAAAAAUGUUAUCAAAUACAUUAGAAAAUGUUUCUUUCGACAUGGCUGGAUAUUGUAAAUUUCAAUAUGCUGGUAGAUUACAAAUAUUCUAAAAUUACUAGUAUUCAGAAAAUAUUUUUUUCUUGUGUUAUGUCAGAAACAAGAUUAGUUUUUGGCCUGAUUUUUCGUACCGGUAUUGAUUUUUUGUCAAGCUAAUUGUGCCUCUCAAUCAAAUGACGGGAUGAAAAAAUGAUGACGUCAAUGAUGUGCUGCCAGCUGCUAAAAUGGUCACGCACAGGUUGCUUAGGAAUAUUAUUACCGUAGUACAUGAUUUAUCAAGUUGUGCAAGACUCAUUAGAUGGGCGUGCAAGACGCGUUAAUCAAUUGGCAAAUCUCGUAACAAUGUUUCACGCACGUCAUAAUGGUACUUCAUCAUAUACUCCAGUAAUACGGUAGAACCUCUCUAUUAAGGACACCCUCAGGACUGACAAGUGCUGUCCUUAAUAGAGAGGUGUCCUGAUAAGAGAGGUCAAAUUGAAUGAAAACUGCCAAUUUUAGUUUUCAAAACUAGUGUCCUUAAUAGAGAGGUUGUCCUUAUUAGAGAGGUGUUUGCUAAGGGAGGUUCCACUGUAUGUAUGACGCUGAGCUGGUCGUUCAAAACCGAGAAUAAAGUAACUUAUAAAAAUGUUUAUGAUAUCCACAGGAAUUGCGCUCUCUGAUUUGUUGAAUUGAUAAGACGGAUCAAUUGACAGGUUUACACCAUAUCAUUGACUAUGACUUGCAGAAUUUGACCUAUAAUUCUAAUUUCAGUUGUCCUGUUCCAGUAAUGUGUAAAUUAUCAGACAAAAUGUCAAUGCUAGUCCCACUUGUAAUUCAAUACGAAUAUAUUUUCCGUGUAAUUUGAAAAUGUUUGUCCAAUAAUGUCCAUAGUCUAUAAUCUCUUAGUCUAGGUGCCAAUUGAAUGCAAUCAACAGCCUCGCUCUGUGGUUUGUCAAUUAUCUUUGUGCUUAUAAUAUAACUUAUUCUUGUCUGCAUGUUGAUGUCUGGUUCAUGUUGACACAUGGUCCAUGUCUGGUAGUCCAUAUUGACGUCUAGUCCAUGUUGACAUCUGGUCCAUGUCAGGUUGUCCAUGUUGAUGUCUGGUCCAUGUUGACAUCUGAUCCAUGUCAGGUUGUCCAUGUUGACAUCUGGUCCAUGUUGACAUCUGGUCCAUGUCAGGUUGUCCAUGUUGAUGUCUGGUCCAUGUUGACAUCUGAUCCAUGUCAGGUUGUCCAUGUUGACAUCUGGUCCAUGUUGACAUCUGGUCCAUGUUGACAUCUGGUCCAUGUCAGGUUGUCCAUGUUGAUAUCUGGUCCAUGUUGACAUCUGGUCCAUGUUGACAUCUGGUCCAUGUCAGAUUGUCCAUGUUGAUGUCUGGUCCAUGUUGACAUCUGGUCCAUGUUGACAUCUGGUCCAUGUUGACAUCUGGUCCAUGUCAGGUUGUCCAUGUUGACAUCUGGUCCAUGUUGUCAUCUGACCCAUGUCAGGUUGUCCAUGUUGACAUCUGGUCCAUGUUGACAUCUGGUCCAUGUCAGGUUGUCCAUGUUGAUGUCUGGUCCAUGUUGACAUCUGGUCCAUGUUGACACAUGGUCCAUGUUGACACAUGGUCCAUGUCAGGUUGUCCAUGUUGACAUCUGGUCCAUGUUGACAUCUGGUCCAUGUUGACAUCUGGUCCAUGUCAGGUUGUCAUGUUGACACAUGGUCCAUGUUGACACAUGGUCCAUGUUGACAGCUUCUAAAACGUUCAAGUGGUUUUGAUUUAGAGGUAAACUAGAGGGUUGGGGAUGAAGCCAAAACUGCCUAAAUCUAUACUAGACAUGUUUGGUGUAACAGAUAAAGACAGUCUGGUAAAUCAAUUUUCAUAUUUAAAAAAAGUUUUUUUUUUCAAAAUAUAGUAACACUUCCUCCAAAUUAAAAAAUACCUGUUUUUGACUCAUAAAGUGAAAAAAUUGUGAAAUUUAAAACACCUGAUAGACAUCAACUUGUGAUGUCUGAUAGACAUCAACUUGUGAUGUCUAUUAGAUGUCCAUUAGUUGUUUGAUAGACUUCACCAGAAGUUUUCUUGUGUAGAGGGCAGCGCCUUUAAAUGUGUAACUGAAUGUGAACACCAAUGUUGGUAGAAUGUUGGUAUAAGCUCAACAACUACUGUGUGAACAUGUUUAAGCCAUUUGAUGUGCAUCUGUUACAGAUAGGCCUAUUGCAGAUGAAAUAGGCCUACUGUACCGGCAUCCCGUCUUAAACACAUCGAGACAGUAUUUUACCGGCCCAGGUUUAAUUCAUGUUUGUCGAUCAAUAUAAGUUCAGAAAUGAGAAAGAUUAUUUUACAUAAUGGGAUGCUCAAAAUGAGCAAAGAUGGCCGUAGAGAAAAAAUAUACAUGUAUACUAAUGUGUUUACAUUAAUUAUGUGAUGUCCGGUGUCCCUUUGAAGGGGACUAUAGGCAGGAGCUAGGGUCUAAUUGGAGGUCUUUUUGUGACCAGUGUAGGACUUGGUCAUGUUUGAUUUGCAAUUAAUAUAUUGGUGGUACAAAAACAUUUUCAAUUUAGGGUGACCCCUAUUGGCAACUUUGUGUCACUUUACCUGGCUCCUGCCUGUAUGCUCCCUUUAAUACGCUCCAGCCAAUGAGUUUGAUGUCCCUUUAAAUAAUAGAUUAUUCCACUUUAAAAGUGGCCUUGGAUGAGAUUAUGUAUAGAUACUUGUAGUUGUAAACAAAUGCCAGUGUGCCUGCUGACGGUUAGGACUCGUGUCAACUUGCUUUAGAUUUACAAUAGACGAUACACGCUGAUACACGGGCGUUUUUGUGUAGCUGAGGUGACACGGACUAGGAGUACUUGCUGUAAAUUUCAUGUUGGUUCCUGAUGCCACUGCUUGAUGGGCGUCGUUGUAAUUGACGACCAUUUUGACCAUAGCAACCCAUUUUUACCAUAGCAACCAACAUAGCAACCCAUAUGCGGGCAUAGCAACCAAAAUAGCAAUGCAUGGGUGAGCAUAGUAACCAACAUAGCAACGCAUGUGCCAGCAUAGCAACCAACAUAGCAACCCAUAUGCGGGCAUAGGAACCAAAAUAGCAAUGAAUGGGUGAACAUAGCAACCAAAAAAUGGCAUUUUCUGGCUGAGAUUUGCAUAGCGACCAACAUAGCAAGUACUGUGUGUACAUAGUAACCGGCAUAGCAACGCAUAUGCGUGCAUAGCAACGCAUAUGUGUGCAUAGCAACAUCAGUACAGCUGUAGGGGCUACCAUGAUCUGUUGGCUUUAACAUGCGAAACUGCUCUCAUUUGUAUUAAAGUCAUGAUGGUUGUCAACACCAACAUCGCCAGUCAAUCAACCAACCGAUCUUUCAAUCAAUUAAUUAAUUUAAUCAUACUGUUCAAUACCGAUGGGGUCAUUAUAGUCAUCAUUAGAUUUAUCCAGCUGUGGUGUCACGGACCAACGUGUGUCAAUUUAUCAUGAUAAAGUUUGCAUAAUUUACAACGUGUAAAAAGACAAAAUUGUAUGUUUGUUUUUUUUGGCCAGGAUGAUGAUUCUGCUGGGCCAAAAGUUAAAACUUUUUUCAAUCGAUUUUUUAGGUUAGUGUGACGUAAUGUGGUAUAGAGUCUUCUGUUCAGGUCUGGUUGGGUUGACCGAAAAAACUUUCGUAGAACUUGGAACAGUUGAAUGACAUCCUAUCACCACGAGGAAUAAUUUUCGAUUUUUUAAGCGGAGCUAAUUGGACUGUUAGCAUUAUUUACACAUCAUGACGUUAUUUCUAAUGAAAAUCUAAUGAUAAUAGGACCCUUAUUGGACUCUGAUUGGACACAAUUGCUUAAAUCUGCAGCCAAUAUGUCAGCUCGCUCAUACCAUUCUUUACCCUGUGACAAGUUGACGUAUUUACUUGAUUAAUGAAUGUACUGCACAUUAGAUGUGCGUUUUUUGAGCAGGGAAAUUAUAGUCCCAGCUUUUGAUCUCAGAAUAUCACUCCAUCCCUCAUAUCAAUAAUCUAGUCAGAAUAUGUGUGAAAAUUUGGAAUAGGCCGUUAAGAAAUUAAUUUUUUCGAUUAACGUUACUCUGAUUUGAAAAAUUUUGUGGAGAGGGGAUUUAAUAUAUUAUAUUGUAAUAUUUUUUCGAUCCAUGUUCCGGGGUGUGGCUGGCUGAAACUUUUGAAAAUUUUCAGCCAAAACACAAUUUUUUGUGACUUGUGGCCGGAGCAAGGCAGAUGCCCCGUCCCCCGUGCCCCCCCCCUCCCACUAGCUACACCCAUGAUGGAGAACCAGGCACAUAAACAUGACCCGAUCAAAAGAUCCAUUAUCCUCUGUGAAGAACACUUUGUUUGUUUUGGUAUUCCUCAAGACAUUCAUUUUCAGGAACAAACAUUCCAAGAACUACCAAAAAAUCUAAAAACCUUUUUUGGAAAAAACAUUAAAUUUAAGAAUGUUGAGAUAGAGACAAGAAUCAGGACGGAGGGUGGCGUAAAUCUAAAAACUAAUUUCAGAUGGCCAUGUAAAAGAAAUUCCAAAUUUCAAGUCCAGGGCCCGGUUGUUCAAAAGCACAAAAGUCACGUUAUCCCUAACAGUUAACACUUAAGGACGUUAUCUCUUUCAUUAAAAUUUUCAUGUUAAGACGUUAAUGCAAGUAUCAAUUCAUUUCUUGUACCUCCCCUCCUCAAGGGUAGUUAAGCUAUCACCACUAAUCUUUGCCGAUGCUUGAGUAGUAUUUAUUUUUCCUUUAGUGAAAAUUUGGCGAAGCUGGAAAGAAUAAGGAUGCUAAUGUGUCGAUGUCUUGUCGAACAUACAGCCUUACCCAGUAAAAUUAGUUCGGUUACUUUAUAUGACGGUGAUAACUGAUAUAUUGUUGAUGGUGAUGUUUUGACGAAAGAAAAAGUAGCAUUGGUGAAAAAAGGGUGAUGCUUGAGCAUUAAGAUGUCGUUAUAGGGUGAUAAGGUGUCGUACCCUUGAGGAGGGGGGGGGGGGGUACAAGACACGAAUUGAUACUUGCAUAAAGCUAACAAUACAUUUGAACAACUCAGCCCUGUUCUCAUCACAUAUCCAGUAUACAAACGAUUAAUUCAAAUGGCUUUGCCUGCUGUAUGAAGACUAUUAUUUCUGUGCCAAAUCUUCUUUUUUUAGAAAUGGAAUAAAUGCACCCAGAUUAAUGUUGAAAAUUAUCUGUAAUUUAGUCAGUUAUCUGUUACAUUACUAUAGUGAGAAAAAUAGAUAUUAAUUUUACGUAAUACAGAUCGGAAUUCUAAGGGCACACUGUACUUGAGUGUAUCUCCCUUUGAUAGUGCAAGCGAUUAAAUUCAAUAAAAUGUGUAUUUUUAAAGGUGAACUGAUACUUUUAACAGUUUUUAAGUUGAUCCAUUAUUAUCAUUAUUAUGAUUAUAAUAAACAUUGCAACAAAAACUUUACAGCGGAAAACACAGUAUUUGUCAGCGUAGGGCGACAUUGGCCAAUAACGUCUUAAAGGAAACCUAUAGUGAAACGCUUAUAAAAAUGGGGAGUUUUGAACGGCCCGGUUAAAACCUAAGGUGAGAAUAAGCUUCCAUUGAUUAAUCUUAGCAGUUUCGAGUUCCCCUCAAGUAGUUCAUUAUGUAGUCAAUGAGCUGCAUAAGAAGUAAUCUCCAAUUUUGUUAUUUUUACCAUGUUCAGCUAGUCUAAAUAAAGACUUGUGCCACGACUGGAUCUCUUUAAUGUGUGGAAAUACUUACAAAAAUUUGUGAGAGCCACUGGGUGAGGCAGCGUUAUUGUGAGUUGUGGUUAUUUCUCAAAUAUAAAAAUUGACAGUUCACCUUUAAGGAAAAAUAAAGGUAGGGGAUGUAAAUGGCCCCAAUUUUGUGUCGAAAAUUGACGAAAAGUCAGGUGAGCUGUAUAGGAGGUGUUUUUUAACAUAUCCCUGGUGUGAUGUAAGUUGAUAUGCAGGUUAUGGGCCACAAUAGAAUCUGUGGAAUCCUUUACGCUUGGUGAAAUCUAGGGGGGGGGGGGGAGAACUGGAGGUGGUGCCACUUUUGAAAAAUGUUGAUAAAAGAUUCUUGCAAAUCUGUUGUGGCCAGUAACCUGUAUAUUGAUUUUAAUCACCACCGUGAUAUUAUUUGGACUGGGUGUCCUUCCAGGGGCUUACAGUAGGGUAGAAUGGGGUAUUUGUAGCCCCUGUAUUGUUUGAUGCAUAUGGGGAUAUCAAUCAAUAUCAUAGGCAGGGGCUACAAUUACCCCAUUCUACCUUUACUUGCUUUUUUUCAAGAAAAUUCAUCUGAAAUCGCCUUUUUUGUCUCUUUUGAAUGUAUUCUUGUCCUGCAGUUGGUUCCUUUCAAGGCAACUGGUGAUUUUUUUGGAAAAUGUCCAUGUUUGUGUUAAUGAUAGCAAGAAUUGAUAAUAUGUUCUUGAUGAUAGGUAGGGUGUGUUCCACCUCUCGUCGGAUGGGAACCGGUGUACCAGCUCAUAUUAGAGUGGGUGCACAACCUCCCCACUACGAUUUGAACUCGCAGCUGUUUGGAACUCAGAGAGGUUCAGAACACAGAGCUGUUGGGAACUGGUAGUGAUUGAAAGGAAAGCAUUGCAUCGAACCAACAAGCACCGAGACCAAAAUUAUGCCAUGCCCAACACAGGAGCACGUGGUCGUCAUCUGCUUGAAGCCUGUCAAGUCGUUUGGCGAUUGAGUUGCCCAACAUCUCUGCUAUUUGUCCAUUUUGAGUUCUUGAAUAUGAAAGUUGUAGUUCCUAUGGUUUGGACCGAGACUUUCGCUUAAUUUCAUCUCAGUUGUAAGAACAGCUGGACAGAAAUUUCAUCGCAGUUGUUAGACCAAGAUCCAGCUGUGCAGAAAUUUCAUUACAGUUGUUAGACCAAGAUCCACAUGUGCAGAAAUUUCAUUACAGUUGUUGGACCAAGAUCCAGCUGUGCAGAAAUUUCAUUACAGUUGUUAGACCAAGAUCCACAUGUGCAGAAAUUUCAUUACAGUUGUUAGACCAAGAUCCAGCUGUGCAGAAAUUUCAUUACAGUUGUUAGACCAAGUUCCACAUGUGCAGAAAUGUCAUAGCAGUUGUAAGACCAAGUUCCAGCUGUGUAACAAUUUCAUUACAGUUGUUAGACCAAGUUCCACAUGUGCAGAAAUUUCAUCGCAGUUGUAAGACCAAGUUCCAGCUGUGUAACAAUUUCGUCACAGUUGUUAGACCAAGUUCCAGCUGUGCAGGGAAAACAAUGUAUCAUAUUUUCAUAUUUUGCAUGCAGAGUUCAAAAUUUGAACCUGGACAGCUAUAGAAAUCCUGUGAAAAGCUGGUUACGUUUCCCAAUCCAAAGCUCAGAACCAUACAUUACUGUUUUCAAAUGGACCAGAGGUGGAAUAUACAUUAGGCAGUGUAGUCGCAUUGCUAUUGUCUCAGUCACAAGGGUUAUAUAAGAUAUACCUUGUUAAAAAUGUAUUGUUGAGGUAUAGAAAAAUGUCAGAAAAUUUUGCAUAAAAAUAU
This is a messenger RNA of Lineus longissimus, 15864 nucleotides long. Its product is annotated as serine/threonine-protein kinase SIK2-like. Gene Ontology annotation, biological process: intracellular signal transduction; protein phosphorylation. Gene Ontology annotation, molecular function: ATP binding; protein serine/threonine kinase activity. Gene Ontology annotation, cellular component: cytoplasm. The coding region runs from base 106 to 3627 and encodes 1173 amino acids. The record is from RefSeq and is a predicted model, not a curated record. Lineage: Eukaryota; Metazoa; Nemertea; Pilidiophora; Heteronemertea; Lineidae. The transcript is spliced from 9 exons.